AUGGCAUCCAACCACCCUGCUUUCAGCUUCCACCAGAAACAGGUGCUGAGGCAGGAGCUCACCCAGAUCCAGAAUAUCAUGGCCAGCACCAGCAAGAAUCCCAGCACCUCUACCCUCAACACCAUGGCAACCUAUCCUGGCUGCCACAAGGUCACUCCAAGGUCCGAGACCCCCAUCAACAGUGUCAGUAACAGUUUGGAAAAUGUACUACAUACAUCAACACAUUCCAUUGAAGAGUCAUUACCCAAGAGGCCUUCGGGGAAACACUCCAAAGUGAGCGUUGAAAAAGUGGAGUUAAAGGGACUGGCACACAAGAAGAAUGAAAGAACUGUUGAAUAUUCCUUUGAGGUCCUGUGGUCUGAUUCUUCAGUGACGUUGGUAACCAAAUCUUCCGCUGAAGUGACUGAAUUUAUUUCAAAGCUAUCUCAGCUGUAUCCAGAAGAAAACUUGGAGAAAUUCAUUCCUUGCCUAGCUGGUCCAGAUUCAUUUUACCUAGAACGGAACCACAUGGACCUGGAAUCGGACCUUAGGUAUUUGGCACCAUUACCUUCCCAUGUGGUGAAAAAUGACCAUGUUAGAAAGUUCUUCAGCACUUCAUCUCCUUCACAGCAACUUCAGAGUUCAAAUCCUGGCAACCCUUCCCUUUAUAAAGUAGGAACUACGCUGGGAACAUCUGGAAGACCUAUAUGUGGCGUGGCUGGCAUUCAGUCUUCUCAGAAUCACGUCCAGCACUCGGCUGCUGCUCCCGUUGCACUACCCCACUGCUCCCACGCGGGAGGCACCGGCUCCUCGCUGGCCUAUCGCACCCCGAUGGACACCUCUUCUUCACCCAUGUUAAUGUCUUCCAGCCCACAGACCCCUCAGACACAGGAGCAAAACGGGAUCUUAGACUGGCUCAGGAAGCUGCGGUUGCACAAAUACUAUCCUGUCUUCAAACAGCUCACGAUGGAGAAGUUUCUGAGUCUUACUGAGGAAGAUCUGAAUAAGUUUGAAUCCCUCACCAUGGGAGCGAAGAAGAAGCUCAAGACCCAGCUGGAGUUGGAGAAAGAAAAAUCGGAGAAACGGUGCCUAAACCCCACAACACCUUCUUCAGUUACCAGCAGCGGUGUGGCAAGAGUUCCCCCCACCACGCACGUAGGACCCAUCCAGAGUAUUCGUGGCAACCAUGCUGCAGAGCUGCGAGUGGAUGUGGAUCAGCCAGCCCACCCGCUGCCCGGGAUCCAGACAAGGGAAGAGAGCUCGGACAGCGCCGAGGAGAACGAGAGACGUUUAGAGAUUCACUUGGACGGCUCCGAAAAGGAGAAGCCAGUGAUGUUACUGAACCAUUUCACUUCGAGCUCUGCCAGACCCACGGCUCAGGUCUUACCGGUGCAAAACGACGCGGGCUCCAGUCCGGCCGGCCACCACGCUCUGCCGAUGCAAAUGAUGUCAGCGGCCCCAUCUCACAUCGCCCCCAUUCGCAUGCUAAAUUCAGUGCAUAAAUCAGACCGUGGCAAUGCAGACAUGAAGCUGCUUUCAUCGUCUAUGCAUUCACUUUUAUCUUUAGAAGAAAGAAAUAAAGUUUCUCCUGGGCCUAGGGGCAGCAUAAAAAUGGAAAAGAGCUUUGGAAACGCAGUGGUGGAUGUCAUGUCUGCGUCUUCUCCCCACCAGCCCUUGCAGGUGCUGUCAGGGGCUGCUGAGAACAGCUCACCCACAUCUACCAUUAACUUCGGUCCUCGGACCAAAGUCGUACACGCCUCGACUCUGGACAGAGUGAUAAAAACAGCUCAGCAGCCAGGAUUAAUAGUAGAAACGAGUACUGCUGCCACCGUAACAUCCAGCACCGUCUUCCACGUGGCUCGCCCGCCCAUCAAACUCCUGGUGUCUUCGUCUCUUCCUACUGAUUCUGCUAUUGCCGGACAGACUUCCUGCUCCAGUAAUAUGCAAAUCACGGUGUCCCCUGCAAUAAUAAACCCCCGGACUGCUCUGUACACAGCCAACACCAAAGUUGCCUUUUCUGCCAUGAGCAGCGUGCCAGUGGCGCCAAUGCAAGGCAGCUUCUGCGCAAACAGCAACGCGGCCUCCUCCAGCAGCCACGGGAACUGUGGUUCCAGUGGUAUGACCGUCAGCUACGCUAACUAUUUUCAGCACCCGUUUUCGGGACCUUCCAUGUUUACUUUUCCAUUUCUGCCCUUCAACCCUUUGUGCAGCAACGGCUACAUCAACACGCAGCAGUACAACAGCAGCACGACGUUCCCCGUGGUCCACACCGCCUACAACAGCGGGUUGGCACCGGACUCCGUCAUGACCGGGCAGUCGACGUUCGCGGUGCCGCCAAUGCAGAACUUUAUGGCAGGGACAGCGGGGGUGUACCAGGCGCAGGGAAUGAUGGGCAACAGCAAUGGUUCGAGUCACAAAAAAAAUGGGAAUCUCUCCUGUUACAACUGUGGGGCCAGUGGUCACAGGGCUCAGGACUGCAAACAGCCUCCGAUGGAUUUCAAUCGACAAGGUACGUUUAGGCUGAAAUACGCUCCUCCCUCGGAAAGUCUUGACUCCACGGACUGACAUUUUAUAUGGCAAGAAAAUACUGUAAGCCAUGGAGAUGUAAGGAGAUUGAAAUACAAAACUGAGACGUCCAGUUGCUGUUAAGCUUAAUGUAUUUUUUAAUCCAAAGGUGCUUUACUUUAUUAGACUAGGUAGAAAAUCUAGCUUAGGGGUGCAUUGAACCCAUUUCUGAUUGCCAAAUUCAAGCUUGGAUCUCGUUGUUGGAACUUCUGACUCCGUGUCACAGGACCGAUGCGUGCUGGAUGGAUGGUGGAGCUGGCCAGCUGCGUUUUCUGUUGCAAGUACAACAUCCAACGUACUUUUUUUGCUGGAGAGUGUUGCCAUACACUGACUUUCUAAGGUGAAACGUCUAACUCCAGGGCAGCUACAUCCUGAAGUGGGAGCUGGAGGCUGAAGGUAGGAGCGGCCGUUCGCCAGAAGGACUUUGGCACCCCUGGGCUAGGUAAAAUGUCUACUUUUUUUCAAAAGUGAUCAGGCACUAAUCUCUGGGAUUUUUAAGGAUUGCACUACAGAAGAAUGUAAAACUCUUCAAGCUUUCUGCACUU
Tauraco erythrolophus (red-crested turaco) is the source of this 3089-nucleotide messenger RNA. The record is from RefSeq and is a predicted model, not a curated record. NCBI's taxonomy places the organism in Eukaryota, Metazoa, Chordata, Aves, Musophagiformes, Musophagidae.